This is a messenger RNA of Cynocephalus volans (Philippine flying lemur), 918 nucleotides long. RefSeq names its product putative olfactory receptor 2W6. Gene Ontology annotation, cellular component: plasma membrane. Gene Ontology annotation, biological process: G protein-coupled receptor signaling pathway; detection of chemical stimulus involved in sensory perception of smell. Lineage: Eukaryota; Metazoa; Chordata; Mammalia; Dermoptera; Cynocephalidae. The coding region runs from base 1 to 918 and encodes 305 amino acids. Gene Ontology annotation, molecular function: G protein-coupled receptor activity; olfactory receptor activity. The transcript has a single exon. The record is from RefSeq and is a predicted model, not a curated record.
AUGGAAACAAGCAAUGGAAGUUCGGGAACAGACUUCAUCCUUCUGGGAUUUUCUGAUCGACCCCAAUUAGAGUGCAUUAUUUCUGUGGUUGUCUUCAUCUUCUAUAUUGUGACUCUGGUAGGAAACACAACCAUCAUCCUCGUAUCGUAUCUAGAUACACAGCUCCAUACCCCCAUGUAUUUUUUCUUAUCCAAUUUGUCUUUUUUGGACCUCUGUUAUACAACUAGCAUUAUCCCCCAGAUGCUGGUAAAUCUAUGGGGUCCAAAAAAGUCUAUUACAUAUGGAGGGUGUGUGCUCCAGUUCUUCUUUGCUCUUGACUUGGGAGCCACGGAAUGUCUUCUCUUGGCUGUGAUGGCCUAUGACCGCUAUGCUGCUGUCUGUCAACCUCUUCACUAUACAGUAAUAAUGCACCCUCAGCUUUGCCAGAAGAUGGUGCUCACUGCCUGGUUGGGUGGUCUUGGCAGUGCCUUAAUUCUUUGCUCCUUGACUUUGAAGUUGCCAAGAUGUGGGCAUCGGGAAGUGAAUAAUUUUUUCUGUGAGAUGCCAGCAUUGAUCAAGAUGGCUUGUGUCUAUUCAAAAGUAAUUGAGAUUGUUGUCUUUGCUCUCGGAGUGGUAUUUCUUCUAGUACCUCUAUCAUUAAUUCUCAUCUCAUAUGGAGUUAUCACUCAAACUGUAAUAAGGAUCAAGUCAGCAAAAAGGUGGCAAAAGGUCCUUAAUACAUGUGGUUCUCACCUCACAGUGGUAACUCUGUUUUAUGGAACACUCAUUUAUAUGUACAUGAAGCCACAGAAUACCAUAUCCCAGGAUGAAGGGAAGUUCUUUACUCUCUUUUACACUAUCGUCACACCCAGCCUUAAUCCUCUGAUAUACACUUUAAGAAACAAAGAUGUAAAGAGUGCAGUGAAGAGAAUACUGUGA